AAACGCCAUGCGGUACUAACAGCAAAGAGUGUGAUCGUUUACUCUUCACGCCGCAGUAUUAAAAUGGAUUUCUUCGUGGUCGAUACCGUUGGUGACACCGCUAACAGCGGUCAUUUUAAUAUCCCAAAGUUGCCAAAGCUUCCCAAACCUUAUGUGAGUGUUUUCGAUGGAACCGUUCCCGCAACCGCUGUAGAAGAGGUGAAGAAGGAAGAGCUAAGCGAUGGUAAUGACGACGAUGACGACGAUGACGACUUUGGAGGAUUACCUCCUCCCGGUGAAAGCAUUGCGAAAAUACUGAGCACUCCCGUAGACGAUAUGUCUUCAAUUGUGGAUUACAAAAAACACGCACUAAAUGUGCGUACUUUCCGUGCAGACAAACGAGCGAGCAAAUCGACAGGCCGUUCUACCCACCAGGGAAUAACACAGAAGAACGAACUCAAUCAAACGGAUGUCAAUGCCGAAAUGAAAAACGCCGUAUUAACUGCUAGCAUUGAGAAGAAAGAUAGCAUUGCACGGUUGGGGAUGAGCGAAGCAGCUCGGCAGAAAUUAAAUCGGGCGGAACGCCAAAAGACCAAGGGCAGAGAAUGGUUCAACAUGGCUGCUCCAGAGGUGACGCCAGAGAUGAAGAAUGAACUCGAUCUGAUACGGAUGCGCUCCGUGUUGGACCCGAAAAAGGUAUACGGUCGGGUGGAGAAACGAAGCACUCCAAAAUACUUCGAGAUCGGUACGGUGCUCGAAUCGCCGUUGGACCACUUUAACGAGCGCGGAACUAAGAAGGCCAACAAGCAGUCGCUCGUGGACGAACUGAUGGCCGAUGCGGAGUUCCAGAAGUUUAACAAACGCAAGUACGCGGAAGCGUUGGAAAAGAGAAAGAAGAAAGCCUACCACAAGGCAGUGUUGAAGAUGAAGAAGGAUAAGAAAAAGAGGAAAUAAAUAGAAAGCUUUUGUUUAUUCGU
Anopheles coustani is the source of this 956-nucleotide messenger RNA. RefSeq names its product deoxynucleotidyltransferase terminal-interacting protein 2. Gene Ontology annotation, cellular component: nucleolus. Gene Ontology annotation, biological process: RNA processing. The record is from RefSeq and is a predicted model, not a curated record. The coding region runs from base 64 to 933 and encodes 289 amino acids. NCBI's taxonomy places the organism in Eukaryota, Metazoa, Arthropoda, Insecta, Diptera, Culicidae. The transcript has 3 exons. Gene Ontology annotation, molecular function: RNA binding.